AUGUCUACCAACACAGCUUUAGAAACGUUUGUGAACAACGUUCAAACUUAUUCAAUACAAGGCAACUUCAGCCAACUGGCAUCGUUGGUCACAAAAGAGGGUGAAGUACUCAGUAAGAAUCUACCACUACUGGACAAUGUGUUGGCCACAUUCAAUGUCCAAGAACAUUCUAUAGGCUGUCUGGCUAUUUUGUUAGCCAAAUUUUCAGCCAGCCCAUUAGUUGAGUUCGACACAUUGUUCGCGUUGUCGUCAGAUUUCAUUAAAAACUGUAAUUCAGAGCAAGUUCGCUACACCAGUGGUUUAUUUGCAGAAUUGUGCCACAAGUUACUCGAUGCUCUGAUUGAACGGAAACAAACAAUCAAAGGAAUUGCGGUAUUUGCACGGGCCAUUGAGAAGAUCAGAGUGAAUCCUAACCAGCUGACAUCCAUUCAUGCUGACUUGUGUCAGGCCUGCCUGCUAUCGAAGUGCAUGAAACCUGCUCUGCCAUAUUUAGAUUGUGACAUUCACUCUAUCAGCAAGGAGUUUGGUCAAUUUAAUGUGAAGCACUUCUUGCUCUACUACUAUUAUGGUGGGAUGAUAUACGCGGCUGUGAAGAAUUUCAAGAGAGCCUCGUUCUUUUUCGAAAAUGCAAUCACAGCACCUAGCCUAGCACUGAGUCACAUAAUGUUAGAAGCCUACAAAAAGUUCAUUCUGGUUUCUCUCAUUGAAUAUGGCAAGUUACCAACACUCCCUCGGUACACAUCCCACGUCUCAACACGCUACAUUAAGCCACUGUGCCAGCCCUAUGUAGAUCUGUCAAAUAGCUUCCAGACACCCAACCAAGAUCUCAAUGUCCUCAUCAUGAAGCAUACUGAUGUUUAUCUGAGGGACCAAAACAUGGGCCUAGUGAAGCAGUGUGUGAGAUCAAACUACAAGAGAAACAUACAAUGUUUAACAAAGACGUUCAUGACCUUGUCCUUCAGUGACAUGGCCAACAGGGUUCAGCUAGGUUCAGCUUCGACAGCUGAGAAUUAUAUCUUAAAUAUGAUUGAAGAUAAGGAGAUCUAUGCCACGAUCAACCAGAAGGACGGGAUGGUCAGUUUCCAUGACAACCCGGAUAAGUACAACAACAGCAAGAUGAUUGAUCAUCUGAGGGAACAGAUAAUGAAAUGUAUCACACUGGACAAUCAGUUGAGAGAUAUGGAUGAAGAAAUAUUAUUGACACCUCAGUACAUACAAAAGGUUGCAGGCACAUACGACGAAGAUAACACAAGCGGGUCCGGUAUAAAACUGGCCCAACUUAUGUGAUCUGAUGUAGUCUAUAGAUGAUAAACCAACUUCUAGUUGAUUGAUUGAUUGGUUGAUUGAUUAAUUGAUUGACUGGUUGAAUGUAUGAUUAAUUAAAUGAAUGAUUGAUUUGAAUGAUUAAUUAAAUGAAUGAUUGAUUGAUUUUUAUUUAUGAAUGAAUUUCUGUUUUUUAUUUCUGUAUCGUUUUUCUCCCGUGUUAAUUAUAAUCUAAAAAUAGUCUU
Helobdella robusta is the source of this 1508-nucleotide messenger RNA. RefSeq lists its product as hypothetical. The transcript has 15 exons. The record is from RefSeq and is a predicted model, not a curated record. NCBI's taxonomy places the organism in Eukaryota, Metazoa, Annelida, Clitellata, Rhynchobdellida, Glossiphoniidae. The coding region runs from base 1 to 1287 and encodes 428 amino acids. Gene Ontology annotation, cellular component: COP9 signalosome. Gene Ontology annotation, biological process: ubiquitin-dependent protein catabolic process.